Molecule: messenger RNA, 5507 nt
Organism: Schistocerca gregaria
Lineage: Eukaryota; Metazoa; Arthropoda; Insecta; Orthoptera; Acrididae
Exons: 4
Coding region: 1198-1788 (196 amino acids)
Biological process (GO): protein N-linked glycosylation; N-acetylglucosamine metabolic process
Cellular component (GO): membrane
Molecular function (GO): beta-1,4-mannosylglycoprotein 4-beta-N-acetylglucosaminyltransferase activity
Source: RefSeq, a predicted model, not a curated record
AUUUUUGCAGACGACGCAAACAGCGAACAGUAUCUUAGCAGAGAUACUGUUUAAUGCAUGCCGCGAGUAGGGGGUUAAAAAAGCAUCUACAAUGAGUGUCAGAAGUACACUAUAAACCGUAAAUGCAAAAAUGAGCAGCAAUUUUAUAUGCACCAAUAACUCGUUCCUACGUUCAUGUUUUGACGUUAAUGUAGUGACCUACACUACUAAUGCCUGACAUAAUUUGCACGUGUGUAGCAAAUAUGGCGAAAGCAGACGACAAAUGUCAUUCAUUCCCUUGACUUUUAUAGGAUGACUCAUACGCUGGCUUGUGAACAAGAUAUCCUGACAAAUGCACUCGCUACGCAUUUUGGGUGUAAAAAUGUAACGAAUGUACUUCGCAUGCAACAGUGGAUAUGUUCAUUCACUGGUUUCCGAAGUGGGAGGAUUACAAAGACGCUUCUAUCAGUGCUGUGAUGUGUUCUGGUGCUACAAUGCUACAUCGUUCUUAAACUGAAAACAAGAUUCGCUUCUAAAUGUGCAACGAAACUUCUACUUGUAUUUAUAAAAUUUUAUACGGUUACUGUUAGAAAUUUGAUUAGCACGGAUUGAUACAAAUUUUUAAUGGUUUCGUGUCGUAAACAUUGUGCUCCUUUAGAUGCGCAUUACGACGUCUAAUGAUCGCAUACCACUUUCGUACAGAUUCAGGGACCUCUGAAAUGAUAUCUGUAAACAUGAUUUUUUAUCGUCCAUUUGCUGUCUCAACCAAAAAUUAUUCCGCUGCACACAAUACAUGUAGGUGGCUGCAGAACACUACGGCGCAAAGCAGUUUUGCGAUGUCAACGCGUAUAACAUUUAAAGAUAAGCUUUGCGGAUCUGUAUGAUGAUCGAGUUAUCUAGAAGCAAAAAUGUAUAAUACGAAAGAUAAUGUAUAGACUUAUUUCAAUUAAUAAUACCUAGUUUAGUUUCCCAAAAAUAAAUUGGAUUUCUGCUCAUCCUUCACGAACAAGGAAGACUGACCACAGACGAAGUAGGUUAUUAACACUUGGGAUAUACUAACUGCUUGUUGCUGGCAGUGUGAACAUUCGAACAAGGCAAUAAAAACAAUUUUAAGGCGUUUAUGCAGUUAGGAAAGUGAUGUAGUGUCAGUUCCGAAAUGGCCUGAUAAGACUGAGCACGGUUCUACAAACUCCUCUCGUUCUUGAUAGAUGUUUCGUGAUGCUGUUCCACGUGAAUACAAGUUGGACUGUGUUGUGCAUGCUACUGGCACUGCAGGUGCUAGCUGCAGGAUUUCUGUUGCUGGUAACAGCACCACCAGGUCCUGUGUCUGUCGCUUCCGGUCCAGGUACCACACAGUCUACAAUACAGUUUCUACCAGCAGCACAAGUCAGCAAAGAUAUUGGCUUAUUUUCCACAUCCCAGAAGAAGGUACAAAUCACACUUGGGAAACCACAGACAGCAAAUUUUGUGCUGCAGAAUAACUCUCUGUGCUUCUCCACCGGAACAGAACCAGUGCGCACAAUUACAUCUCCAACAAAUGGUUGUGUCUGCCGCAAAGGGUGGCAUGGACGUGACUGUGGCCAACCGGAGGUUGUAUGGCGAGCACUGGCGAGGCAUCGUCCGCCUCUGCCGCCACCUACUCGGCGAAUGCAGCCACGGCGCCUCAUCUGUGUUAUAGAGGCCGGACCCAGUAUGGAACUAAUUGAAAUGGCAGCGCAGGAAGUUUCAUCAGUUGCUGAACUUAUAAUAUUACGUGGAGAACAUAAAUUAAGGUGGCUAAACAUAGUGCUAACAGAAGAUUGCCAGUGAAAAUCCCAGCUUUGUAAUCAAAACAGAGUUGCUGAAGGAACAGAAGAGGUUAACUGAUUCUCCCAUCAUUCCUGACAGAACAACAGAAUUGUAAAUGAAGAUCAGAAUAUUGUGUAUGUUCUAAUUUUAUUGAGUUAACCAUUUUUCACCUACAGUGCCAUCAUCAAAUGGCCUUAUGAGCUGAAAAUUGUUCAACUCAGUAAAAUGAAAUUUGUAGUACAUACAAAGUAACGUGUUUCUCAUUUAGAAUAAAAAUGAAACUGUCAUGGCAUUUGCGUUUUCAUGCAGAAAAAAAAUUACUUUCAUAAUGUAAAAAAGUUAGGAAACAAUGAAGCCAGUUGUGAAGAGGCUUAAAAAAAGUUUAUAUUCAUUGAACAUAUUUCCAAAUUGUUGAAAACUGCUGUUUAAAGAAAACAAAAUGUGGCAGAAUCACUGUGAAAAUUUCACAUCUGUGGAAGACAUUCGUGCAUCUUCUUGAAUAAAAUUAAAAUUGUACAAAGUAUCUAGGAAUCAUGAAGCCUACCUCACUCCUAUGCAAUACUGUCAGGAAAGUUCAGAAAAAUUUUGGUGUGGGUACUUUGUAUGAUGUUAAUACAAAUGUAAAACAAAACAUAGAAUUUUGUGAGAGAGACAAAGAAGAUGUCGAUUUAAGAAGGGUAAUUUCUACUAUAGAUUUGUGUAGCGGAUUUUCUUAAUAACCGUUUUCAGACAUUUUAGGAAAUUCUGAUUAAAAAAGGAAAAAGUGUGUUAUAGAAGUAGUAUACAAAACAUUCACUCUGAGUCUUCUUAAGCACAUAUCAUUCUUGAAAGGUUAAUUUUCUCACAGGUACCCUUAUAUUUGGGCUGAUAUUGUUGCCAUCAACAUGUUGGGAAACUUUUAGGCAUCUUCAGUAUCUGAGGGUAUUAUUACACAUAUGACCAGAGUCCAUUUUAUGCAAAAAGUUCAAUAAUACAGGCAGUGCACAGCAGGAAUCAGCAUUAUCAACUUCGAAAGGAAAAAGACAAGCUUAGCAUUUAACAUUCAACUGAAGAUCAUUGACGACACUAAAGCCUGUUAUGGGCACAGCUAGUGAAGGAAAGAAGAUUAGGGAAACCACAAAACAGCUAACUCUCAAUGGCUGAACAUAAAUUUGAAUGCUGUUCCUCAUAAAUGCGAGUUCUGCAUUUUAAUCAGUGUAACUCCUUGAGAGAAAUCAUAAAUGUGUUUCACAAUGUUAAAUAAUAGACACUCAUAGAUUUUAUUUUUCUUGUGAAGGCACUUUUCAUUUAUCAGCUAACAUUUUCACUGCGACAAAUAGGAUGCACAAGAUAAAACACACAAUGAUAUAAUUUAAGAUGAUAAAAUUGACUGUACAUGAACAGUAUUAUUCAGCAAAAUCAUAUCUGAACAGCAUGACGCAAGCUGUGGGCCUAAAUUUAAUCUUACAUGAUGUGGGACAGGCUGUUCCAACUCAGUGGGUAGCAGUGGGCAAACAGCGGAUGCUCAGGCAUCAAGGCUGUAGCCUACAUAAUCCUGCUGAAUCAGCUGAGCGCAUGUGUGCAUUGAUGGCCAAUUGCCUCACACAAGCACAGAAUUUGUGCAGUUGAUCACCUGGCAGGAUGCGUAUGUUAGUUACACUUGCCUGAAGUCAAGGUGAGAAACGCCCAGGAGUCACCGCAUCAUAUGGGGCAGUGUUGGAAGAUGUGGCUUCCUGUUGUACCUCCCUACAGUAAAUCCUGUUUUAUAUAUGUGACUUUCUGGCCAAAAUUGACUACUUGUGGUAAGUGUGUGUCACACGCCAACAUGUAAAUUAGCUGCCAGUCACAUUGCAUAGCUGACUGUGUUGAGCUCUAAAAUCCUGAGUAUUCUGAAGAUUGCUCAUGUGUAGGAACAGGGAACAGCAUCUUAGUCUCUUAAUAGCAGAAGUUAACACGAUCUUGUUUGCCGACACUCACUGCAGUAAUGAAUUUUGUGUCAUGUAACUCUUAUUUUAUUCUUGGCUUUGUUUUCGUGGAGUGCAAAUGUUUUUUCUAUGGAUGUUCUCCCGCAACUCAAACUGAAUAUAUGUCCAAAAUGAUAUUUCCAUUUUAAGUACUUUGAUAAGGAAAAAGCAAAGGUUCUCAUCUAUUUGUUGAAAAUGGUUUCAGCAGAGUAAAAUGCAGUUCUGUUGAAGCAGAAAAAUAGUUUUGGAUGUUACUUGGCUCAGAGAAAGAAAAGGUGUUAUACACUGCUGUAUUCUUUUGUACGUAAAUAAUUUCUCGAAGAAAUAAAGGCUGAUGUAUUGAAAUAUUUGAGCACAACACUUUCCUGUUCUUUCAGUUUUCAGAAAUGUGGAGAAUUUACCAUACAACAUUUGUCAAAUACAUCCAUUAUGAAUUUUGCUUUGGUUAUUAAUGAUCCCUAUUAUCAUAGCUAGUUCCUUGAUGUUGUUACUAUAGUCUUGACUUUUUGUAAGAAGCAUAGUUCCUCAUAAUCUCAGUUACACUAUUUAUAUACCAAAUAGUAUAGCAGACAGCAUCUACAUCUACAUGAAUACUCCACAAGCCACCUGAGGGUACGUGGGGAAGGGUGCUUUUAUUACCACUAACUUAAUUCCACUCUCAAAUGGCAUGUGGGAAGAAUGAUUGUUGGCAAGCCUCUACAUUAGCUCUAAUUUCUCAGAUUUUCUCACUCAUAAUGGUCAUUUCAUGAGAUGUAUGUCGGAGAAAGUAAUAUGUUGUCAAACCAUUCACAGAAAGUACUCUUUCAAUAUUUCAGUAGUAAACAUCUGUGUGAUGCACAAUACCUCUGUUGUUGUGUCUGCGACUGGAGUUUGCUGAGCAUCUCUGUAACACUCUUGCACCAUCUAAACAAUCCCACCAACAUACACCAUUUUGGCACCAAUGUGUAAAUGAAAACGGUAGCAAAUGUUGUACAGUAAGAAUAUGCCAGGGGCACUGCAGUAGACUCACUUAACAUGAGUAGUCAAUUAGGAGAAGAAAGUCAUUCAUGUAAAAGUAGGUUAAGUUAUACAGUCUUCUACAAUUUGGCAGAUGGAGUAAAUAUGAAUUAUUUUUCUUGUUUCUUUUCCAUUUGAAUGAAUCUAAUGGGGAGUUUUGUAAUGAAAGGAUCCCCUAGGGCAAAGAAAAAGAAGUAGAAAAGAGGUAAGGAGUUUGACACAGGAUGAAAUGAAACUCAGAUGGUGAAGAAUAGUAGACUACUUCCUCUUCAAGAUCAGGUAAUCACUUUGUUAAAGAGCAGCAAUGAAUGAUAAAGCUCUUAAUUAUAUUAUAAAACAAUUUUGAAAAAGAUUUUUUAUAAAGUCUUUGACAGUGUACUGCAGUACUUUAUAUUUUUAUAAUUUAAAUUAGUGCAUAAUUCUAGAUUUUAUACAAGAUUUGUCACAGAUCUUUAACAUGACAACAUAGGCCUAAGUGAUAUGAAUUGGUACACACUGGAAGAAUAUCAAAGAAACAGAAGAAUAAUGACAAAGGGAUAAGAAUGACAAAUGCAGUAAGAAAAAGUGGGCAAAAUAAAAGCUGAAGGAAGCAGUGCGCCAUAAAAGUGGUUCAAGAAAUUGUGAAGCAGGCAAAAGAGCAAUGACUUUUCACACUAUUCCUUGAAUUUCUUUUAAUAUUUCAAUCACCAGAUAUGUUUUCUAUACAUUUAAGGAAAACAUACAAUCCCUUCCAGUUUCUUUGUAUCAUUGAUUCAGAACGCCACAGGCAGGAACAUGCUCUCUAACUACAGUGGGAGGAUU